UCGAUAACAAAACUUAUCAGUUAUUAUUUAGGUGAAUAAACAAAACUAAAAACGUUUUCCUAUUAUUUAGAAACGUUUAUGAUUAAAAGCAUUGAAAUAAAAUAAUUAUGAUAUCAAUUAAUGUUGAAAACUCUGCCUCUGAAGAUGGUAGCUUUGAAGAUUGGUCGGAUUCUGAAAUGGAGGAGGAAUCGAACGCCGACUAUGCGGCAUUCAGUGCCAGAUAUAUGGGUGAGAUAGCAAACUUACUGGGUGUUCACAGCCAAGUUAAUUGUGAAAAUGCAUUAAUAUUGAACCAGGAGAUGCAGCAACGUCUGCAAGAAGUGCGAAAACGUUUGCAAGCCUUAUUACAAGUUGUUCAACAGCGAUACCUUUCAAACGAGCAACGACUGAAAAUGAAUUUGGGCAAAAAGCAGCGAGGAUUUGGAAUGCGUGGUGCCUACCUUAAAGGAGGCACUUUCUUUUUUAAAGGAAAUAUGUUUUUUAAAGACCUCAAAUGUCGGAACUGUCCAAACAAUCAAGAUUACGAAUAUCGUAAGAAUGUAGAAAACGAAAUGUUCCCAAUGGACUUUGAGUUAUGUAGCCGCCAUGUUUGGUCAUUAUUGGACAAAAAAGCUGUGGUCCAAGCAGUGAAAGAACAGGUAGUUGACUACUUAGCAGAUCACCAAAUUCGAGACAAAAGUAAUAAAUCGAAAAAACUCACACUAGAUAUAAAAGUUCACACAGAGAAGUUGGCAAAUCUUUUAACACAAGUAGAUGAAAAAUUCGAGGUUGAUUGGGAGCAAGUGUCUGCGCAUAACUUAAACUAUCGACAUUCACCUAGCAGUUGUAAGACAAUGUGGCAAGUAUACUUGCAUCCAUCGCUUAAGCGUAGCGAUUGGUCUGAAGAAGAAAAUAAACGACUCUUACAUGUAGCGCAAAUUCAUAAUUAUCAAAAUUGGGAAAAGAUCGCCAAAUCAGUUUCGAAACGUUCUGAUUAUCAAUGCUUUAUACAAUAUCAAACGACUGUUUGUUUUAUGGACACACAACGUUGGGGUCGUUGGGAUAAACGUGAUGAUAUUAAGUUACUAAAAUUAAUAGAGAAAAAGUCCAUAAACGGAGUAAUCGAUUGGAAUGUAGUGGCGACUUAUUUUCCCCACAAACCGAAAAAAUCAUUACAUCAACGUUACAUAUAUUAUUUGGAUCCAAAGAUUAGUCAUGAACCAUUUUCGCCUGAAGAAGACCUCAUAUUGUUGGCAGCGGUUGAAGAAUAUGGAGAAAAAUUUGCAUUAUUUCCACGUACACUUUUUCCAAAUCGCUCUAUAACACAGCUUCGUAUGCGUUACAGAAAUACAUUACAAACUCGUCAUAAGCUAACACCCUGGUCUGUAGAGGAUGAUAAGAAACUUAUGGAGUUUAUAGCCGAGCACGGUACAUCGGCUUGGCUUCGUUGUGCUGGAGCUCUCGGUAACCACAAUCGUAUUAGCUGCCGUACACGUUUCCUUACUAUAAAGAAGUUUUUUGCCAAAAAUCCAGAGGCUACACUUGAAGACAUACCCAGAAAAAAGACAUGUACAAUGAAGAAUAGUGUUAUUACAACCCAAAAUUGGGUCGAAAAAGUCGCAGAAUUGCGAGAAAACCCCGACACUGUGCUUGUACCAAUGAAUCAGAAGUUUAAGAAACUUAAAGAAAAGGUUGAUAAGUUUGAAGAAGUGCUCAAAACUCCUCCAAAAUGCGAAGUGCAAUCGUUGAGAAAAAUUGGGAAAAAAGUUCGGAAAAUAUCAUAUGUGGAACGUUUACGUGCUGUUGAACAAAUACUCUAUCAUUUCUUUAAAUAUUCUUAUAAUUUUAGUUUAGGUGCUGAUGUAUGUACUAAACCACCAAAUGAAUUAUUACGUUUUGUGGCAACAUCACUCGAUUUUAAGCCGAACUCUGCGCAGCCAUAUAUUGCGGACAGUUUGCUAUUACCGCAUAUUGAACGCUGUUGCGAAUUUUAUCUAUAUCCGAAAAACCAAAUUGCAAAUGAAUCUGUAUGUAAGCCCUUCAACUAUACAUUUGCACCAAGUUGGUCGACAGCAAUGGCCUUCCGAGCGCUAUGCGUGCAAUCGGCUCAGGUACAAUUAGAGGGAUGUAAAUCUGUAGAUAACAUCGAUAACCGCAAACCAAGGGAAAAUGAGAAAAAUAUAGCGAUACAGAAAUUUCGUAAACGCAUGCGUGCAUUACUUUAUCAAACAGCCCUAUUAAGUCGUUUACAACCAACUCGAUUUACAGAACUAAUGAAUAUCAGCACACCGCCUGUAACAUUAACAGAAAUAACACCUGCAGAUUUCAAAGAAGAUACCGCCACAAGUGCAAUUGGAACUCCAGCAAGUCAACUGGCUUUCGAUUUAACUCGCGUGAAAAACGAGUGUUCAUCUGAAUUUUUGGGUAAUCCGGAACCCUUCUCGGAGGCAUUGUACAAACGUACUUCACUGGAUGAGGUUUCGAAAAGUGAGAAAAAACCAAGACGAAUGUCGAAACCGGUUGGUCGAAAAAGAAAGUUGCAAAAAACACCAUCUGAAACCACACCAGCAGUAAUGCCGGUGGCCGAGAAAAGUUUGCUGUUAGACGUUGAAUUUUCACAGAGUGCUGCUGCACUUGUUUCCAAACCAACCUCUACACAACCAGCUCUUUAUGAUAUUAAGCAAGAGCAUCAAACUGGCGCUGCAGCGGCAUCUAAUCAAAGUUUAAACUCGGGCAUUAUGACACGGAAUGGCAUAUUUCUAGAAAGUCCGUCUUCAGAGCCGGCGGAGAAACGAAUUCUAAUUGAGGCAAAACAUGAUAAAUCAGAUUUCAUUGAGCCUAAUAUAAAAACUGAGCUUUACGAAUUCUACUAAAGAUUCAAGAGAUUGUGUUUUGCAUACAACAAAUAUAAAAAUUGUGAAGAUGAA
Messenger RNA from Bactrocera dorsalis (oriental fruit fly), 2906 nucleotides. RefSeq lists its product as uncharacterized. The transcript has 5 exons. The record is from RefSeq and is a predicted model, not a curated record. The coding region runs from base 108 to 2852 and encodes 914 amino acids. Lineage: Eukaryota; Metazoa; Arthropoda; Insecta; Diptera; Tephritidae.